Messenger RNA from Symbiodinium necroappetens, 1025 nucleotides. The record is from the annotation of a GenBank genome assembly. NCBI's taxonomy places the organism in Eukaryota, Dinophyceae, Suessiales, Symbiodiniaceae.
GACGGGCCUCCCUGGAAAUAUUGAGUUCGCGGACAACUGGGCCAUCCUUCCGAUCCCUGCUCGCCCUUCACGAGAUUGGACCGGUCUCUCGCUCACGACGGGAGAGGCCGAACAUCGUGUGGAUCCUUACGGACGAUCAAGAUCAGGUUCUGGGCGGUUCCUUCCCUCCGACCAGCCCGCAUGGCGCCACGCCCAUGCCGAAGACCCAGCGGCUCCUUUUCGAUGCCGGCAUCCAUGCAGAGAACUGGCACAUCCAUGUGCCCAUCUGCAGCCCUUCCCGGUCAACUUUGCUGAGUGGCCGCUACUUCCACAACAUCAAACAAGUGGGCGGUUCGGGCGCUGGGAUGCAUGUGAACUACAGCAAAGUGAAUGAUGACACCUUUGUGAGGCGCCUCCAUGACGCGGGCUACAUGACUGGAAUGUUCGGAAAGUACCUGAAUGUGAUGCCUGAGAAGGUGCCUCCUGGUUUUGAUGUCUGGUUUGCAAAUGGAGGUGGCGACUACUUUGCCCCGCAGUUCAUGACCAAAGGAGUGGACGGUCUCCCAGAGGGCUGGGUAAAGUUCAGCAACGCUCCUUCCAACUACAGCACCUCCGUCAUCGGGAACAUAUCCCUUGCCUUCAUCGAGAAAGCCAUCCAUUCAGAGCAGCCCUUCAUGGCAUACAUCGCCCCGAAAGCAGCCCACGAACCCUUCAACCCAGCCCCCUGGUACCGCGACACCUGGGAAGCUGCCUGGCCCGAGCACGAGCCCAGGGCAGAAAAUUGGAAUUGCUCCGCUGGCAGCCGUCGCGACCACCAUGGCAACAUCGCCACGGAGCCGCUACUGAGUCCUGAAGCUGCCAGGGUCAUCACCGGCGUCUUCAAAAAUCGCUGGCGGACGCUGCUGUCGGUGGAUGACCUCAUCGCAGAUGUAAUUGGAAAAGUGGAGGAGCUGGGGCAGCUGGACAACACCUACUUCUUCUUCUCGAGUGACCAUGGCUUCCAGCUGGGUCAGUUCAACAUCCCCAUGGACAAGCGCCAUGUUUAU